Molecule: messenger RNA, 2668 nt
Organism: Nelumbo nucifera (sacred lotus)
Lineage: Eukaryota; Viridiplantae; Streptophyta; Magnoliopsida; Proteales; Nelumbonaceae
Product: influenza virus NS1A-binding protein
Biological process (GO): response to endoplasmic reticulum stress
Molecular function (GO): protein binding
Source: RefSeq, a predicted model, not a curated record
CCCGUCUUCAUUACUCGGACUGAUCUAAUGGUCUAUAAUCCAUUAUUCUGUGGCAGUUAUUGAGAACAUCUCUCAUGAUGUUUUCAAUACACAGUGGGAUGUUCUAUGGACGUUGUAAGGGGAAUCUUGUGGGGGCUGAUUUGAUAUCCCAAAAGCGGUCAUAAAAUACGUGCCUGUAACUUCCUGUAUAAUGUACUUCUAUAAAUCAUUUUGACAUGAAACUCUCUCCCCUCCCUCUGAGACUAUUGAGUCUUGGCUCUGCAAUCUGGUGAAGUAGGGAAGUUACAAUGGGAGCUGGAAGGAAAACACAAACAUUUACGUUGAACCACGAGAGAGGGAAAGGUCCAUUAGCGGUCCGUGCAAACUCUAGUGCUUCUGCUCGUGGGUUGAGGAAAGGAGACACUGGUGGGUUGAUAUUUGGUUGUACUCAUGCUACGAUGAAGGAGUGCCUGGCAAUGCAGUUGUUUGGAUUGCCGGCUCAACAUAUUUCGUACGUGAGGAAUGUUGAACCCGGCCUACCCUUGUUUCUUUUCAAUUAUUCUGAUAGGAAAUUACAUGGUAUUUUUGAGGCUGCAUGCCAAGGGCAGAUGAAUAUCAAUCCAUAUGGCUGGACUGAUGGGUCUCAGAGAAGCCCGUAUCCUGCACAGGUUCGCAUCCAUGUCAGGUUGCUGUGCCAAGCACUGACAGAAGGGCAGUUUAAACGGAUAAUUGAGGAUAACUAUUACAGUUCGAGCCACUUCUAUUUUGAGCUGGACCACAAACAGACAAGAGAUUUGAUUGCAUUAUUUUCUUCAUCACCGGUCCAAGGUAGUACUACCUUACCGAACAGUUCUGUCAAUUGGAACACUUUGCCAAUGGUCCUUUCAAAUCCUAUUAGAACUCGUGGAGACGAUGGCUCUAUAACACCAACUUCAGAGAUGGAUGUAGGUCAAUCAGAUCAGUUUAACAUGGAAUCCUGGCUAUCAGGUGCUGCAUCUUCCUUGGAUGAUGUAAGCGAGUCACUAGAAGAACACAAAGAUGGGGUUGUUGAGGAAAAUUUUGAAAAACAGGAAGAGGUAUACCGUAGGCUACUUGAAAUAUCCAAAACUCGUGAACGUUGCAAUUCUUCUCCAAAGGAAAAUGCUGAAGACAUUGCUAGUCCUUCUAUGGUAAAUGACAAGCAUUCAGAGGGUGAAUGCUUUUCAGAUGAGCAACGGGUUUCAGAAGAGAAUAGAGAAUGUCCAUUUAACUCCACUGAUCCUCAUUUCAUCAUAUCUAAGUUGAUGUGGAAAAUAGAGCAAUUGGAGAUAGAACAACUCCAAAAGAUGGCAGCAUUGGAGAGCAAGCUGGCAGAGUCAGAAAUCAAAAUUCAACAAUUACAGAAUCGCGUGAGACAAUUGGAAUCUAAGCAAGAUCCUCCCAGUGGAUGUGAAGGAGCAAUAAAUGGGUCAUGUGAUGAUAAUGAAAUUAAACCAAAUGGACAACAUUCAUGCCUUGAUGGCUCAAUACUUAUAGUAGGUGGAUAUGAUGGAAGUUCAUGGUUAUCCAAUUUGGAUUCCUAUUCACUAUUUAGGGAUGAAAUGAUACCUCUGAAGCCAAUGAGCACUGUUCGUUCAUAUGCUUCAGCAGGAACAUUGAAUGGUAAAGUCUACAUUUUUGGUGGCUGGAAUGGUAAUUUGUGGUAUGACACAGUUGAGUGUUACAACCCAGAGGAUAAUGAAUGGACUUUUUGUCCACCAUUAAUUGAGAAGAAGGGAAAUUUAGCAGGUGCAACUUUAGAUAACAAAAUAUUUGCAAUCGGUGGUGGAAAUGGAAUUGAAUGUUUCUGGGAAGUUGAAAUGUUUGACCCUGCUCUUGGACGGUGGAUCCCUACUAGAUCAAUGCUACAAAAGAGAUUCGCUCCUGCUGCUGCGGAACUUAAUGGAGUACUCUAUGUUGUUGGUGGAUAUGAUGGAAAAGAUUACUUGACGUCAGCUGAAAGAUUUGAUCCUCGAGAAGCUUCUUGGACCAGAAUUCCUAGCAUGAAUACAAGGAGAGGGUGUCACUCAGUGGCCGUUUUGAACAAUAAACUAUAUGUACUUGGUGGGUACGAUGGGAACAAAAUGGUUCGAGAUGUUGAAGUUUUGGAUCCCCGUACUGGUGCAUGGAUGACGGGGGACAACAUGAAUGAACCUAGGGGUUACUUUGGUACAGCAGUAAUUGGAGACUCGAUUUAUAUAAUUGGAGGAACACAAUAUGGUGAGAACAUUGAAUGCACGGUGGAGUUGUACAAGGAAGGCCAUGGUUGGAAGAUGACCAAUUUGAAUGCCAUCGGUAAAAGAUACUCCUUCUCUGCCAUUGUCCUAUAGCAUCAAAUUAGUUGCAGGUUGCAUUGGUUUUUCUUGAGGAAGCAUUAGAAGGUAUCACAUGUACAGUUGAAAUCUUGGAGGUGGAAUUAGAUGGACUUAAAGAAUAUCACUGGUUUAUGUUUUGGGGAUACGGGCAUACGGCAAAGUGGAGGCUGACUAAUAUUUUACGUUGGCAGGAAGUCUCCAAAUGAAAAUCAGCUUCUUGUUGGUUGGGCUUUUUGGCAUAUUUUUGCUGAAUUUUAUUUUUAAUUUUUUUUGAACUUCGAAAUUUAUCAUGCUAUAGAAAAAGGAAUAUCAUGAUUCACCUAAUAAUCAAAAAAGCAGAUCUGUUUCAUGUGGAA